AUGGCAGAUCAUUUAAACCCAGAAUCUGCUACUUCCAAUCAUUCCUACUACAGUACGGCGACGACCACUCAACCUCCAGCACCCGCUUCGGUUAUUAGUACUCCACCAGGAUGGAUUUACAAACGUUGUCGCAUUGGUCGAUUUGCCCUCCCUUGCUACGCGUCGCCACAAAUUCAACUUGUCUUGGUCGCACUCGUAUGCUUUCUCUGUGUUGGUAUGUACAAUGCGCUCAGCGGUCUUGGUGGAGGUGGUCAAAUCUCUGCAAAGCCAGCAGAUAAUGCCAAUUCUGCCCUUUAUUCUACAUUCUCUGUUGUCGGUUUCUUUGCCGGUACCUUCGCAAAUCGUCUCGGCAUUAGACUCACUUUAAGUUUGGGGGGUUUGGGUUAUUGUGUCUACGCUUCAAGUUAUUUGUGCUACAGCCAUACUCAAAAUACUGGUUAUGUCAUCUUCGCCGGAGCAUUACUUGGUGUCUGCGCUGGUCUACUAUGGACAGCUCAAGGUGCUAUCAUGAUGUCUUAUCCACCUGAAGAAUCUAAAGGAAAAUACAUUUCAUGGUUCUGGUCAAUCUUCAACCUUGGGGGUGUUUUUGGUGCUCUGAUUCCACUCGCCUUGAACAUCAAAGACACUGCAAAUCAUGUUGUUAGCGACGGUACAUACAUUGGCUUCAUCAUUCUCAUGUUUCUUGGGGCACUCAGCGCUCUAUGCCUAUGCGAUGCGAAUAAGGUUCGACGAGCCGAUGGAUCGCACGUCAUUCUCAUGAAGAAUCCAACUUGGAAUACAGAGAUAUGGGGUCUUUGGUACACACUUAGAAACAACGUCUAUGUCUUCCUGUUAUUUCCCAUGUUCUUUGCAUCCAAUUGGUUUUACACAUAUCAAUUUAAUGGUGUCAAUGGCGCACACUUCAAUACACGAACUCGAGCUCUGAACAACAUUUUAUAUUGGUUCGCACAGAUUCUUGGUGCUUUCUUGUCUGGUUAUGCGCUGGAUAUACAAAGAUAUAAGAGAACUACCAGAGCUAGAGCUGGUCUGAUAGUAUUGAUCCUCCUGACUGCCGCUGUUUGGGGUGCAGGUUAUGCUUUCCAGUCUAAUGUUCCUGACCGCGACGUUACUGGCAUAAUUGGUUAUGAGGGUAAGAUGGACUGGACACAUGAAGACUAUGCUGCAGGUUUGGUGUUGUAUAUUGCCUAUGGAUUUUAUGAUGCCGUCUGGCAAUUGUCCGUCUACUGGUUCAUGGGUGCACUCUCCAACUCCGGUAGAAAAACAGCAAACUUCGCGGGUUUCUACAAGGGUAUUCAAUCUGCUGGUGCUGCUAUUGCCUGGCGUAUUGAUGCUAUGGAGUAUUCAUACAUGACUCAAUUCGCCAUUACAUGGAGUCUUCUUGCUGGCUCUCUCAUCGUUGCAGCACCAGUCAUCUUCAUGAACAUUAAAGAAGUCACUUCUCUUGAUGAUGAUCUUGUUGAUACCGAUCUUAACUAUGCUGAUGUUAUGCCUCAAGCAAUUCUUCUUGACCAAGAUAAACAAUAUCUUGCCAAUGUUGGCCAUAGUACUUCAACAGACACCCGUCACCAAUACACUUCUACCUCGGAUGACAUGGAACUUCCAAGUUUCCGGCGCGAGAAGAAUUCGGAAGACAUCGCUUAA
This is a messenger RNA of Sclerotinia borealis F-4128, 1641 nucleotides long. The record is from the annotation of a GenBank genome assembly. NCBI's taxonomy places the organism in Eukaryota, Fungi, Ascomycota, Leotiomycetes, Helotiales, Sclerotiniaceae.